This is a messenger RNA of Rhizophagus irregularis DAOM 181602=DAOM 197198, 486 nucleotides long. NCBI's taxonomy places the organism in Eukaryota, Fungi, Glomeromycota, Glomeromycetes, Glomerales, Glomeraceae. The record is from RefSeq and is a predicted model, not a curated record.
AUGAAUAUUCCGGUUUUAGUAGAUUAUCAGUGGGAAAAAGAUAAGGAGAAAGCACGUGACUUGUUUUUCUACGACGUACCACGUUUCUGGAGGGAAGAAGAUAUGGGUAGUACGACGCCGCAGCAGGACUCAAAGCUUGGCAAGAACGCGACAAAUGGAAGCUGGUUAGACUUAACAGACGAAGAAAUGAAGGAAGCAAAGGAUAACGAAUACGAUGUAUUUUGUCGACACGAAUGUAAUGAAAACGGUGGUAGAGGCUUCAUUAAAAAGAGGACAAGACGAAUUAGACGAUAUACAGAAAUAAAGCGACGACCGGGGAUAGAAAAGAAGAAGAUAUGCCUGCUAAAUCAUCGGUUCAACUAUUUAACCGAUGAAAGAAAAACUGGAGAGAAAAGGCCUAAAUUGGAAUCUCCAGGAGUCACAAUUUCAAAACCAAAGGACACGAAGAAGGAUCAGAAAAAGAAGAAGAAGAAGGAACAAGACUAA